GUACACAAAAUGAGUGAUCAGUUAUUUUUUAGGCUUGGACAAAAAAGUUUUGCGACUUACGUGUCCUUGUAAUCAAGUAGGUAUUAAAGCACCAGCAAAUCCAGCAUGCAAUGCUGAACUGUAGGUAUUGGGGCUCUGAUGAGUUGAUGCAGCCAUGUUGUUGAAUGACAUGCCGAUUAUCAGACAUUGAUCCUUUCAUCCACAUGUUUAACCUGUUAAAUGACUGAUAAGUAUCUUACCAUGGCUGGGUCAUAAAGGUGACACCAAAGUGUUUGGAUGGGACUCCACUCACUCAUUAGGUGUUGGGAUUUUUAUAGGUUUAGUGUACAUUCCUUUAUGCUGUGGUGUACAUUUGAUGAUUUCAUUUCAUGAUUAUGAAAAACUUUUUUUUUAUUUUUGAUAUUCUGAUUUUUCAUUUCCUCAGAUACAGAUAUUGAAAAUUAUCUUGUCUUAUUAAAGUUCUCCAUGUCAAACACAUAAAUUAUAGUUGUUCACAAUAUUACAGAAAAUGCUAAGGUUUCUGAACUUGAUUCCCUUUCAAUCUUUCUUAAAGUUUGAUAAAAUGUAAAAGAAACAGGUAUUUUUUUUCAUUACAAAGCUUUUAAUAUUAAAGAAAACAUUUCUCCUGCACAUUUUAGAUAUUUCUGUAUUUGUAUUUGCAUUUCUUUAUAUUAUUAGCUUAUUAAUGACUGCAUGUUUGUUUCUCUGUUUUAUUUUAUCCUUGUUUAUUCAGUGUGUCAGUGUGGUUAACCAGCUAAAUAGAUUUGGAUGCACCCCAUCGUGAUGUUAGCUGAUCCCUGAGCUCCUGGAAAAUGAGACAAUCUUCUGUGCUUCUGUGGUAGUUUAGAUGCUUAAUGUUAGCACCAAGCACUGUAUUUGGUAUAUUGUGUACAAACUUGAUAAUGCAUGAAAAAACCUGGCUCUUGAUCUAAUUAUUGUGAAGAAAUAACAUCUCCUUAGUGAUAAAAAAACAGAUUGCUUUGGCAUUAAGCUUCAUCAGCAGAUAUCUGUCAUUUCAGAAGCUGAUGAUAGAUAUUUGAGACAAAAUAUUUCAUCUAGUUUUCCAUUGCAGACAGAACUUCUUUCCAAUGACUGAGGAAUUAUUUUCAGUUCCAAAUCAUGACUUUUCUUUUUACAAUGUGUCAACAACAAAUUUGAACUCUUAAAGCCAUUGGGAGAUUUGUUGUGAAUACAUAUCAGAAAUUUGGCCAAGUCCAGCAAUUUUAAAGUGACAGUUAAAGAUACUUGCGCUCAAUAUUUGCUUGAGUCUCGAACCUAUCUGCACUUUCAAAGCUUUGGUACACACUGGUGAAUGUGUAACAACCCCUUUGAAGUGUAACACUGCAUGUCUGUAGUCCCAGCUACUGCGUUUCGUGUGAUCUUGAGACCCUUGUGGCGAUGCCAACACCACCACCAUGCUUAUGACCUUGUGUUACAUCUAUCUCUUUCAUCUCUGGCCUCGGUUUCAUCGCAGACUCAAGGACACCAUCCUUGAAACGGUCGAGAUGUAUUCCGGCAGGGCCAGUGUGGCCUUCCGCAAGUUGGUGCCAGCGAACAUCGCAGAGUGGGCGGAGCUACCUCACCAAGCGUCUCUUCUCUGUGAGGCAUUGGAUCGGAAGAUGAGUACAAACGUUCUUGAAGAAGCCAGAGGCAAGCAGAUGCUCACAAUGGAACCAAAACAAUCUGUAGAUCUGAGUUAUGACUGGACUUCAUUCAUUGGUUCGUCUACUCCGGCCCUCAAGGCACCUUUACCUGUUGCCCCUGCCUCACCCACCUCAUCCAUCUUCGUACUUCUUGAGGCAUCCCCUCCUAAGAGAGAUCGAUACGGACGACUAGCCCUUCGCAAGGUAAGUGGACCUUAUAUCUACCCUGGCCUUCAAGGCACCUUUACCUGUUGCCCCUGCCUCACCCACAUCAUCUAUCUUUGUACUCCUAGAGGCUUCCCCUCCUAAGAGAGAUCGAUACGGACGACUAGCCCUUCGCAAGGUAAGUGGACCUUAUACCUGGACUUCAAGGCACCUUUACCUGUUGCCCAUGGCUCACCCAUCCCGUGGGAGCGGGCACUCGGUAUAUAAUGCAUGGUGGGUAUGUGCCGCGGAGGGAACCCCCAUUUUUACAUACAAAUUUCCGUUCCAAGGCAUAGCAUUUUUGUCUUUUUGAGAAAAAGAAAAAAGAAAGCCGCUCCAAAGCAUUUCUUUUUAUCGAG
Messenger RNA from Lytechinus pictus (painted urchin), 2206 nucleotides. RefSeq lists its product as uncharacterized. NCBI's taxonomy places the organism in Eukaryota, Metazoa, Echinodermata, Echinoidea, Temnopleuroida, Toxopneustidae. The coding region runs from base 1416 to 1952 and encodes 178 amino acids. The transcript has 2 exons. The record is from RefSeq and is a predicted model, not a curated record.